CACAAAACAGAAACGAAAACAAAAAAUAAAUCGUGUGUGUAUAUCUUUUUGAAGAAAAGACCCUUUUAAUGCACCACUAUUCCGGAUAUACAUACUUUGCCAAGUAUUCAAACUUCUCAGAAGUACUACGUAUUUCUUUCCUUCUCUGAACAUGGAGAAACUUUUCUACUACUUUCUUGCUGUUAUAGCAGCAUAUCUUCUCAUUCUUCUCAGAAAACUUCUUCCCAAACGCAAUAAAAAAUUGCUGCCUCCUAGCCCACUUUCUCUUCCGGUAAUCGGUCACCUCUACCUUAUCAGGGAUGCUCUGCACCACUCCCUCGCUUCCUUAUCAGCUAAAUAUGGCCCAGUUUUACUCCUCCGGUUCGGUUGCCGGUCCGUUCUGGUCGUGUCGUCCCCUUCCGCCAUCGAAGAAUGCUUCACCAAGAACGAUAUCGUGUUCGCGAACCGGCCGGCGACCAUGGCCGGCGACCGGUUGACUUACAACUACACCGCCUUCGUGUUCGCCCCGUACGGCAACCUCUGGAGGGUUCAACGGCGGUUCGCCGUGGUGGAAUUGUUUUCGACGGCGAGCCUCCAAAGGUCAUCUGUCAUAAGGGAGGAAGAGGUUCGAACUCUGGUUCGAUCUUUGCGCACCCUCUCGGCCGGUAAUCAUAACGGAAGAACGUCCGUUGACUUGAACAGCUUGGCUGCGACGUUGACUUUCAACUCUAUGAUGAGACUCGUGGCCGGAAAACGGUGGGUGGAGGAAGAAGACGUGGGGAGAGUGAGAGGGAGAGAAAUCAUUAAAGAACUCAGGGGUGUUUUCUUUGCGAGCUUAGCUGUUAUGAAUUCGUGUGAUUUCUUCCCGGUUUUGAGGUUAAUUGGUUUCAGAGGGAUGGAGAAAAAGCUGGUCAUGUUUCAUAAGAAGAGAGACGAGUUCUUGAAUGGGAUGCUUGGAGAAUUCAGACAAAAGAGGUCUCUGCUUUCGGAAUCGGACGGUGGGGAGAAGAACAGGGACGACAAAUCAACAGUUAUUGGAACGCUGUUAUCUCUACAAGAAUCGGAGCCUGAAUUUUACACCGAUGAAGUGAUCAAGAGUACUAUACUGAUGAUGUUUGUGGCAGGAACAGAGACUUCUUCAGCAACCAUAGAAUGGGCAAUGUCGCUGCUACUAGCUAAUCCAGAGACGAUGCAUAAGUUGAAAUCAGAGAUAGACAACUACAUCGGACCCGAUCAACGUCUGGUAAAUGAGUUGGACAUUCCCAAGCUCCCAUAUCUACGAGGAGUAGUGAAGGAGACACUGAGGUUGUACCCUCCAGCGCCACUUCUCUUACCACAUUGCUCAACCGAAGAUUGUGUGGUUGCGGGAUACGACGUUCCCAAGAACACAAUCUUAUUGGUAAAUGUUUGGGGCAUGCAUCGGGAUCCAACAGUGUGGGAGGAGCCCGAAAAGUUCAUGCCUGAGAGAUUCAGAGAAGUAGCGGAGGAGAAGGAAGGUUUCAACUAUAAAUAUGUUCCCUUUGGGAUGGGCCGAAGGGCCUGCCCUGGAAACAAUAUGGGGUUGAGAACGGUAGGGUUAGCAUUGGCAGGUUUGGUUCAGUGUUUUCAUUGGGAAAUCAGCGCGGAGAAAGAUGACAGAGGCGAAAGCCGCUCAGCCUCAAUCCUACAGAGGGCUAAGCCGCUAGAAGCCGUGUGCAUGCCUCGAGCGAAUUGCCUUCCAUUUCUAGACUAGAUGUCAUUUAUGUCGGGCCUAGGUGUGAGGCGUGUCUGGAUGAGCAACUCUACCUUUUUGGGUUGAGUGCUUUUAAUUUGUGUGCUAUUAUUCCAAACAUGUACCGAGUAUGUUUUCCUUUUGUUAUGGUUAUCUACUUGGGCGUUCUCACCAUUUUGCCCAAAGUAAUACUCCAUGUGCUAUAUUUUUCCUUUUUCAAAAUCUAUGGAACUACAUUUAGCCUUGAUAUGAGAUCCACAUACUUCAAAGUUA
Molecule: messenger RNA, 1963 nt
Organism: Cuscuta europaea
Lineage: Eukaryota; Viridiplantae; Streptophyta; Magnoliopsida; Solanales; Convolvulaceae
Source: the annotation of a GenBank genome assembly